Messenger RNA from Enhydra lutris kenyoni (northern sea otter), 440 nucleotides. Its product is annotated as probable bifunctional methylenetetrahydrofolate dehydrogenase/cyclohydrolase 2. Bases 18 to 269 code for a protein of 83 amino acids. Lineage: Eukaryota; Metazoa; Chordata; Mammalia; Carnivora; Mustelidae. The record is from RefSeq and is a predicted model, not a curated record. The transcript is spliced from 2 exons.
GCCGGCGAUCUGCGGCCAUGGCAGUGCCGGCGUGCGGCUUCUCGAUGCUCGGUGGCCGGCUUGGCCGCGUGCGGGCGCAGGGCGGGAGCGCGGUGCUGCCGGGGCUUCCGGGAGCAGCCAGGCGCGUGUUCCGGGGCUUUCGGAGCAGCGGCGUGAGGACCAGCAGAGAGAAGAGAUUCCAUCUUCCAGAGGUCGCCACUGUCUGCCUCCCCACUUGUCCCCAUCCUCAGUCAUCUUUUUUAAUAUGUAGUUACACGUUAGUUGUCUAGUUCUUCAUAGUGAAUGUGGUUUAAUCUGACAUCAAUCCUAUUGAUUUGAAAUUUGAGCCUUAGUGUUAUUUUUAUUGAAAAUUAUCUUUGAGUUUGAUAAACUCUUUCCCCAGUAUUGACUGUUCUACAUUAACAGAUUUUUUUUUUAAGAUUUUGUUUUUAUUUAUUUGA